Molecule: messenger RNA, 1655 nt
Organism: Sphaeramia orbicularis (orbiculate cardinalfish)
Lineage: Eukaryota; Metazoa; Chordata; Actinopteri; Kurtiformes; Apogonidae
Gene: ldb3b
Product: LIM domain binding 3b
Exons: 10
Coding region: 284-1159 (291 amino acids)
Biological process (GO): heart development; actin cytoskeleton organization; muscle structure development
Cellular component (GO): stress fiber; adherens junction; Z disc
Molecular function (GO): actin binding; muscle alpha-actinin binding
Source: RefSeq, a predicted model, not a curated record
AGGCCGGCUGUCCCUCACCCUCAGCAACCCUGCAGACCAGAGCCUCCUGUGCACCCAUAAUAAUCCACUAAAGCACCUGACCCACCCACCCACCACCAACCACCAUCAGCACAAGCACCACCACCAGCACCUCCACCCCCUCCACUGGUGUUGGUCCUGGGAGCAGACGGUAGAGGCAGCCAGCGCCGAUAGGGGAUAAGCUUGGCCUGGAGGAGGACCACCGAGGAGGAGAACCCACUAGGAACCGGGACACCAGGACUUGGACGUGGUUUUUGGAUCCGACAUGAGCGGCGCAUACACGGUGACGCUGAACGGCCCCGCGCCGUGGGGCUUCAGACUACAGGGGGGGAAGGACUUCAACAUGCCGCUCACCAUCUCCAGGAUAACUCCUGGCAGUAAGGCGGCCAGCGGCAGCCUGGCCCAGGGCGACAUCAUCUCAGCCAUCGACGGGGUCAGCACCGACGGGAUGACGCACCUGGAGGCCCAGAACAAGAUCAAGUUGGCCACCCACAAACUGGCACUGUCCAUGCUCAAAUCAAGACGCCCUGCACCGGUUCCCACGGCAACCCCACGCAUGGACUCCCCCAUGCCCGUCAUCCCCCACCAGAAGGUCAUCGCAAACACAGCUGCAAAUGUGGAGUACACCCCCAGCUUCAACCCCAUCGCCCUGAAAGACUCUGCCCUGUCUACCCAUAAGCCCAUUGAGGUGAGGGGUCCCGGGGGCAAGGCCACCAUCGUUCACGCCCAGUACAACACACCCAUCAGCAUGUACUCACAGGACGCCAUCAUGGACGCCAUUGCAGGGCAGUCACAGGCCAAGGGGCACGACAGUGAGGAGGCGGGCUCCCCUCUGGCUGGGGCCUUGCCUGUUAAGGAGCCGGUGGUCGACUGUGCAUCUCCGGUGUAUCAGGCCGUGAUCAGGCCAGGCGAGACCCCCCAGGACAUGUCCGAGUGGGCACGCCGCGCCGCCAACCUCCAGUCCAAGAGCUUCAGGAUCCUGGCCCACAUCACCGGCACCGAAUACCUGCAAGACCCAGACGAGGAAGCCCUGCAGAGGUCGAGAGAGAAGUUCGAGUCGGAGGUGAAAGGGCCUCGCUUCGCCAAGCUGAAGAACUGGCAUCAUGGACUGUCUGCACAGAUCCUCAACGUCCAGGAGUAAAGAGGAAGAGGAGGAGGAAGAGGAGGACAUGUAAAGAAGGAUAUGGACAAACAAUAGAGGAGGAGUUAAGGAAAAAAGAGGGCAAAGGGAAUGUGAGACAGUAGACUAGACUGUUAGUGUGAGUGUACCUGCUCUGUGUUCAGACUGGAUCCGUCUGCUGCUGAAGACCUCAGCUCGCAUUUGGGUUGGUUUAUUUGUUUUUUGUUUUUCUUCUGUUCGUUUCCUGUUGUGUUUUGCGUUCUGUCUCUCUUAAAUGGAAGAGGAAAUUGUACAAAAAAUAUACGCAUUCAACUGAUGAUGUUUUUGUCUUUUCGCGCUCCCGUGCGAACACUAAUGUAUGAACCCCGCUUUAAAGACGGCACCAACCGACGAAUGCACAAACUGAAAUGUAUCAACAUGCACAAAGCACCACAUGUAAAAAAACAAAAAAACAAAAAGAAAUGCACUCAGAAAAUGUACUGAUAUCAAUGUGAAUAAAUGUUUUCUUAAAACCACA